GAGCACAAUGAGUAAUUGGAUCGAUAGUUGGAUUGAUGAGCUACCUAGAGAUAAUAGCGAUGUAUCUUCGGAGAAUGAAAGUCAAUCCUCCAAUUGCAGUCUAAGCUCAUCGAGUAAAAGCAACCAGGCCGAAAGCGAUAAGGAAUACAUGUGCUCAUCGGACAAUAAAUACCAUAUUAUACGUAAAACGAAUUUAAAUCGCUUUGUGCAGAAAAUUGAUAAAGCUGCUUCGUUGGAUGAUCAGGCUGCGGAUUUGGUGGCCAAAUGUGCCAAUGCCUUUAUCAAGGAUGUUUCCAUGCGACUUGUCAAAUUGGCCAAGUAUCGGAAUGACACGCCUGGUCUAUUAGAUCUGAAAUUCACCUUAAAGCGGGAAUACAACAUGGAAUUCCCAAAGCCAAGUAACUCGGUUGCAGUACCACAGUAAAAUUUGCUUCCUUUAA
Messenger RNA from Drosophila innubila, 440 nucleotides. RefSeq lists its product as uncharacterized. The coding region runs from base 8 to 424 and encodes 138 amino acids. Gene Ontology annotation, cellular component: transcription factor TFIID complex. Gene Ontology annotation, biological process: DNA-templated transcription initiation. Lineage: Eukaryota; Metazoa; Arthropoda; Insecta; Diptera; Drosophilidae. The transcript is spliced from 2 exons. The record is from RefSeq and is a predicted model, not a curated record. Gene Ontology annotation, molecular function: protein heterodimerization activity.